AUGCCUAAGUUACCAUAGAUUAGCAUGCCUUCAUUCAAAAGACCAGAAAUUGUGCAGUAAUAAAUUGAGAAAUACAAUCAAUUCACCAGUUAAUACUCAGGUUUAUUUCAAGUUCCUAAUAUUGCCAGAGAGCUAUUUAUUGUUAUCAUAUUGCUGAUGAUAUAAUUUGAUGUGAUACCUCCCGUAUGGACAUUAGUUACUUCAAAUCUACUUGAUACCAAUUUAGUUUACUUGUGUCUUAAUUUGUACAUUUUACAACACUUUAUGAAGGAACUUGAUAAUAUCUGGACCAAGAAGCAGCUAUAUUCCUUAUUAAUCUAUGUUUCGAUCUUUACUGGGCUCUUUGAAAUCUCAUGGUUCCAUAUAAAGUAAAAUUUCACUCUUUUUGUUAAAUCCUAUUAGAUCCUUCCUCAAGUCUAUCUUGGUUUAUUCAUGCUAGUGCAGUUCUUAUUUGAAUUAGACCAAGAUUUGAGACUCAUAAGUAGCUUCUACGUUUCUUGGUUUUUCCUAAGAUUCUUUAUGAAAAAUAAAUUAAACUCAACCCAAGUUGGAGAUCAAACAUUAAACUUUUCCUUACAUACAUUUUUCCCUGAGUAUAUCUAGGAAAACUUGAUGAAGGUGUGUGAUAAGUUUUAAGAUAUUUCAGAUAAAAUCUGGAUCAUAUCUAUAAUUCAAAAUAGGCUAAGGUCUCCAUUACAGAAUAGUGAUCCGAAUGUUAGAAAGAAGGCACUUGAAAACUUAGAUGAAGAAAUAAAGCAAUUAACUGGCAAGAAGAGUGAAGAUAAUGAUGAGGGAACUGUUCAGGGGUAAGGUUAGAAUACAAACACCACUAUUACAGGGCAAACAUCUGUAUCAAAAAGAAGAAAAAAUAGCGAAUCAUAAAUGCAGUUUAAUGACUAGGGAGAUGAAGAUUUCAGCGACAUUGAAAUCAAAAUUAAAGAAGAGCUUAGAAAGGAGUGA
This is a messenger RNA of Stylonychia lemnae, 960 nucleotides long. Lineage: Eukaryota; Ciliophora; Spirotrichea; Sporadotrichida; Oxytrichidae. The record is from the annotation of a GenBank genome assembly.